AUGGAGAAGAAUGAAAAGGAAACUCACGACUUCAUGAACGUGGAAUCCUUCUCUCAGCUUCCCUUUAUCCGCCCGGCCCCUAUUAGAGAAAAGGGUAUUCGUUUAUUUGGCAAGGAAUUCGGUGGUGACUCUGUUACGGCGAGCAACGAGUCAGAGUCAGCUGAGAACAACGAAGACAGAACGAAGGAGAACGAGAAUGGAGAUAACAGCAGAAGAUUUGAGUGUCACUAUUGUUGCAGAAACUUCCCGACUUCCCAAGCUUUAGGUGGUCACCAAAACGCUCACAAAAGGGAACGCCAACAUGCGAAACGAGCUCAUCUUCAGUCAGCAACGUUGCACAACUCUUUUUCUGACGCUCAUUUGUAUGGGCUUGUCAACUACAGGCUAGGCUCAGUUCCUACACCAGCUAUGACUUACCCUUCAUGGAACAAUAGCAUUAGCAGUAGUAGCAGUAGGUUUUAUGGGAGCCAUAGCUCGUUUUCUCAACCACCCAUCAAUGGCAGCCCACUGGGGUUAUGGAGAAUCCCUGCUACGGUUCAAAGUAACUCAUCUAAUUUCAACCGUGACCAUUCAUCAUCGCAUCCGUUGCCUUUGUUUGCUGGUGAUGAGUUGAAGCCGUCGCAGGGUGGUGGUUCAAGUUCCCAGAGUCGGUACGUUUAUGAAUCAAAGCCAAGCCUGCAAGACCAUGUGAGUUUGGAUCUACAUCUGUAAUAAUUUCCUAAUAACUUUUGUUUUAAACGAGGAAAAACAAAAUCUUUGCUGUGCAAAAUGAGGCGAUUUUAUAUUCCGAGCACACCGAAUCUUCACUUGUUCUUUUUUUUUUUUUUUAACAUCUUGGAUUUUAUUAUUUUUAGUGUGAUUUCAUAUGUAAAUGAAAUGAUUUACGAUCUCUUCAUUAAUCUCUACGGUGUAACU
This is a messenger RNA of Durio zibethinus, 915 nucleotides long. Its product is annotated as zinc finger protein GIS-like. Gene Ontology annotation, biological process: response to gibberellin; trichome differentiation; trichome morphogenesis. The record is from RefSeq and is a predicted model, not a curated record. Gene Ontology annotation, molecular function: DNA-binding transcription factor activity. NCBI's taxonomy places the organism in Eukaryota, Viridiplantae, Streptophyta, Magnoliopsida, Malvales, Malvaceae.